CAGUUGUGUUUGGUGCAAUCUUUGCAGCAAACUGAUCUCACACAAGCAUCUGGACAACCUACUCUCAUUUGUUCAACAACCAAAACCAAGCGAAUGUCGACUCCGUCGAGCUCCUUCUGGCCGUGGGCCUCAUCGACCAACUGGCAAUGGACUGUGCAUAAGUUCGGCGGCACGAGCAUGGCCAAUGCGGCGUGCAUGCGUCAAGUUGCGGAGAUUCUUGACAAGUCCUUGUCGCCCAGCGAUCGUGCCAACAAGAUGCAUCAGGGCGCGGUCGUGUCGGCGAUGGCCGGAGUCACCGAUGGCCUGCUGGCUGUUAUUGCGGCAGCACAGGCGCCAACGUCCAAGACCGAUUAUCUGACUCUGUUUGCAGAGCUCGUUGCCAAACACGUCACAGCGGCAACGGAGCUGCUGGGAUGCUCGUCUGGCGCAAACCCUGCGCACACCCCGCACUGCUCCCCGCGUCCGUUCGUCGAGUCGUCAGGAAGUGCAUCCGCGUCGGCGUCCCUGUCUUCCUCGGCGUCCUUGUCGUCGUCCAGCGAUUUCCUGCCAUCAGGACUCUGCCAACAAAACGCCGCCUUGCUCUCCAACCUACUCGCCGUCAUCCACGGCGAUGCAGAGAACAUUCGCGAUCUGCUUCGCGCCGUGUUCUUGUCCAAGAGCUGCUCGGAUUUCUACCGCGAGCUCAUUGUCGGCCAGGGCGAGCUGUGGUCGACCCAAAUCCUCCACGCCUAUCUGCAGAGCACUGGCCGACGUGCAGGCUGGCUGGAUGCCCGCCAAGUCCUGGUGGUGGACAGCGACCCGGCAUCCACGGUGGCUCCGCCCGUGAACUGGAGCGUGUCGAGCCAAAAGUACCGCGAGUGGUUCCAGCACAAGGGCCGAGAAUACGACGUUGUCGUUGUGACGGGCUUUGUUGCCAGCACCGAAUCCGGCGCCCCGACAACCCUCAAGCGAAACGGCAGUGACUACUCGGGCAGCAUUUUUGGCAAUCUGAUGGAUGCACAGGCAAUCACCAUCUGGACGGAUGUGGAUGGCGUUUACAGUGCAGACCCUCGGCGUGUCCCCUCCUCCCGCCUUCUUGACGAGCUCACUUACACGGAGGCCAUCGAGUUUUCCUUCUACGGUGCCAAGAUCAUUCACCCGAAAACCAUGGCUCCAGCCGUCACCAAAAACAUUCCCAUCUACAUUCGCAACACGUUCAACGCAUCGUGCCCCGGCACCAAGAUUUAUUCAGGCGCAACGUCUCCCUCUGCAGUCGUCGGAGAUUCCUCAAAGGCCGUGCGUGGCCUGUGCUCGAUCGACAACAUUGCACUCAUCAACGUGAAGCUCCUGAAUGUUGGCGAAAACGAGUACAUGCCGCUUGGCAUCCGCAACCGCCUGCUCAACAGCCUCAAGAACAUUCAAGUCCCCUUGGUGAUGAUGGCGCAGGCCGCACCAGAGCAUACGGUCUCGUUCUGCGUCCCAGAAGACAGCGCUGAGCUUGCUCGAUCGACCAUCACCGCACACUUUUCAGAGAAUCGAGAUUUGCACACUCCGAGCUCGAUUGAGCUGUUCCGCGGAUUUGCCAUCCUGACUGCUGUCGGCGACCAAAUCAAUCAGACUCCCGGCAUUGCUGCAAAGUUCUUCUCCUCGCUUGCUCGCUACGACGUCAAUGUCCUGGGUAUCGCGCAGAACGGCGAGCGCAUCAUCUGCAUUCUGCUCCAAAAGAAGGACUGCACCACCGCCUUGCGCGUGCUCAGCGCCGAGUUUACGGUCCCGCAAAACUCAAUCUCGGUCGGUGUGAUUGGUCCAGGGCUGGUUGGCGGUGCCCUCUUGCGCCAGAUGCUUGAGCGCGCCACCGCCACCGCUGGUGCAAGCACCUCGCACGCAGAGCUGGUCGUUCGCGGCAUUGCUCGUUCGAAAUCCAUGCUGUUGAGUUCUCGCACCGACGCGGCCUCGGGCGUGAAUUUGCAGCAGGUGCUGGACGAGCUGUCAGCCAGCAAGCCGGCUGCCGUUGAAAAUGGCCAGGUCGUCGCGGGCCCGCAGCAACAGUGGCUGCCGCUUGACUUGAAGGCGUUCGUGUCGCACAUUGCCUCGCUGGAUGUUCACCACGCAGUGAUUGUUGACUGCACGUCGGAUGAUGCCGUGGCCGCCCUCUAUCCGGAAUGGCUUGCGCGGGGCAUUCACAUUGUCACGCCCAACAAGCGCGGGUUCUCGGGGGACGCCAAGCUCUACCGAAGCAUCUACCAAGCAGCAAACCAAAACGCGACCUUGAUUGGCAACGAAACCACGGUGGGUGCCGCGCUGCCCGUGCUGGCCACGCUUCGUACCAUGCUUGACACUGGCGAUGUCAUCCAGUCUGUCGAGGGCGUUCUCAGUGGAACGCUGUCGUUCAUUUUUGCAAAGUUCUCGAGCGGCGCCAGCGCUGCUGCGUCCACGUCAGCCCAGGCCUUCUCUUCGAUCGUCAAGGAGGCACAGGCGCUUGGUUACACGGAGCCGAAUCCCAAGGAUGACUUGACUGGAGCGGAUGUCGCUCGAAAGGUUUGCAUUUUGGCUCGGUUGUGUGGCUUGGACGUUUCGCUGGACUCCAUUCCAGUGGCUGGAAUCCUCACCAACGAGCUCCUCAAUACCAACUCUGCCAGUGAAUUCAUGUCGCUCCUGCCUUCCUUUGACGCUUACUUUGAGGAGCUGAACGCUGCGGCGAGUCGCGAGAACAAAGUGCUGCGCUUUGUCGGCGUUGUCGACGUUGCCAACAAGGCAGCCCGUGUCGAGUUGCGCAAGUACCCGACGAGCCAUCCAUUCGCCUCGCUUCGAGGAGGAGACAACAUUGUUGGCAUCACCAGCAAGCGAUAUCCUCACUCGAUUGUCAUCCAGGGCCCCGGUGCUGGUGCCGACGCCACAGCGAUGGGUGUCUUUGACGACUUGCUCAAGAUUGCUGCGACAAUUGGCAAACCUCGCUCGCGCUUGCGUUAAUUCCGUCCGUGUUGUUCUUGUGUGUGUCUGUCUGUGUGUGUGUGUCUGUGUGUCUCUCUGAACCUAGCCUGUGUCCCAUGUAAUGUCUGAAUUUGCAAAUGAAACUCAGUCCACAAUCGUGCAAA
Molecule: messenger RNA, 3074 nt
Organism: Capsaspora owczarzaki ATCC 30864
Lineage: Eukaryota; Filasterea; Ministeriida; Capsasporidae
Product: aspartate kinase-homoserine dehydrogenase
Exons: 9
Coding region: 94-2949 (951 amino acids)
Biological process (GO): aspartate family amino acid biosynthetic process; L-homoserine biosynthetic process
Molecular function (GO): aspartate kinase activity; homoserine dehydrogenase activity; NADP binding
Source: RefSeq, a predicted model, not a curated record